Messenger RNA from Pseudomassariella vexata, 474 nucleotides. RefSeq lists its product as uncharacterized. NCBI's taxonomy places the organism in Eukaryota, Fungi, Ascomycota, Sordariomycetes, Amphisphaeriales, Pseudomassariaceae. The transcript has a single exon. The record is from RefSeq and is a predicted model, not a curated record. Bases 1 to 474 code for a protein of 157 amino acids.
AUGUCCAAACCCACCCACGCCGGCCUCCCCUCCAACCGGUCCAAACUCCUCCAAACCGCCCUCUCCGUCAUAGACGGCUACAAUUCCUGGUCCCUCUCCGAAAUCGCCUCCCCACGCACCAAAGACUGCACGCAGCAAUGCCACCCCAUGUCCCUCAAAGGACCUCUGUACACCAGUCCCGAAGAGUACUGCGAGUACUACAAGACCAUGAUCCCUUUGUUUCGCAACUUCAAAAUGGAGGUUAUAGGCUACGCCGAGGACCAGACGCAGAAUAAGGUGAUUUUCCAUGCGAUGGCUACGGCGGAAACGGAUGUCGGGCCGUAUGAGAACGAGUUUGUGUGGAUGAUCCAGACGACGCAGGAUCAGGACAAGGUGUGUGGUAUUAGGGAGUUCCUUGAUAGUGCGUAUACGGUGGACUUUUUGAAGAAGAUGUGGGAGAGAAUGCAGGAGGAGGGGAAGACGACUUGGGGGUGA